AUGACUAUUCCAAAUCUAUUGAUUUUACCAUUUCCAGUCCAAGGACAUGUGAACCCCAUGAUGAACCUCUCACAAAAGAUGGUUGAACAUGGAUGCAAAAUCACUUUUGUGAACUCAGACUUCACCCAGAAGAAGGUGAUGAGUUCAGUGACCAAGCAAGAAAGCCUUGAAGAAUCACCAACAAUAAAGCUGGUCUCAAUCCCUGAUGGUUUAGGACCUGAUGAUGACAGAAGGGAUUUGGGUAAGCUAUGUGAUACUGUGCUAAGCACCAUGCCUUCCAUGCUAGAGAAGCUCAUUGAAGAUAUUCAUGUGAAUGGUGGUGACAAAAUCACUUGCAUAGUUGCUGAUGUCACAAUGGGAUGGGCAUUGCAAGUUGGGAGGAAGCUGGGAAUCAAAGGAGUUCUCUGCUGGACAGCAUCAGCAACUAUGUUUGCCUUGGAAUACAACAUCCCUAAGCUCAUUCAACAUGCCAUCAUAGAUUUUCAUGGAGUUCCAAUGAAAAAAGGGAAAUUUCAAAUAUCACCAAGCAUGCCUUCAAUGGAUACAGAAGCCAUUUGGUGGUCAAACAUCCAUAAUCCCACAACAGAGAAGAAAAUAUUCAAUUAUUUGGUGCACUGUUUGCAGAAUUUAAAUCUGGCUAAGUGGUUCAUUUGCAACACCACAUAUGAACUUGAACCUAGUGCAGUAUCUUGUGUUCCAAAGCUCCUACCAGUUGGUCCAUUGUUGAGAAGUUAUGACAAUGCAAAUGAAAUUGCAAGGUCAUUGGGACAGUUCUGGGAAGAAGAUCACUCUUGCAUAGAUUGGCUAAAUCAACAACCCCAUGGUUCAGUUUUAUAUGUUGCCUUUGGUAGUUUAACUCUUUUUGACCAAAUCCAAUUCAAUGAACUGGCUCUUGGACUUGACCUCACCAAUCGACCUUUUCUUUGGGUUGUAAGACAAGACAAUAAGAUGUCAUACCCUCCUGAAUUCUUGGGGAGUAAAGGUAAGAUUGUUGGUUGGACCCCUCAACUGAAGGUGCUAAACCACCCUUCCAUAGCUUAUUUUGUUAGCCAUUGUGGUUGGAAUUCUAUCAUAGAAGGUUUGUCUAAUGGGGUGCCCUUCUUGUGCUGGCCUUAUUUUACUGACCAAUUUUAUAACAGAAGUUAUAUUUGUGACGAGCUGAAGGUUGGACUGGGAUUGAACAAGGAUGAAAAGGGACUUGUGUCACGCUGGGAGAUUAAGAAAAAAUUGGACCAAUUGAUAAGUGAUGAACAAAUAAGAGCAAGAAGUCUACAACUUAAAGAGACAGUCUUGAACAGCAUUGCAGAAGGGGGUGGAUCUUCAGAGAAUAUCAGUACAUUUUUUAACUGGCUGAAAUCAUGA
Messenger RNA from Sphenostylis stenocarpa, 1362 nucleotides. Lineage: Eukaryota; Viridiplantae; Streptophyta; Magnoliopsida; Fabales; Fabaceae. The record is from the annotation of a GenBank genome assembly.